Molecule: messenger RNA, 1930 nt
Organism: Tachysurus fulvidraco (yellow catfish)
Lineage: Eukaryota; Metazoa; Chordata; Actinopteri; Siluriformes; Bagridae
Exons: 2
Coding region: 103-1776 (557 amino acids)
Molecular function (GO): nucleic acid binding; zinc ion binding
Source: RefSeq, a predicted model, not a curated record
CACAGCACAGAGUACAGAUAGAGACUAAGAGAUUAAACUAAGAGACUGAGACAAAAACAGGAUUUCUGGCACAGAGACUGUCAACAUUAAACUAAGAUAGUCAUGGGCAACAGUAAAUCUAAGAGCAAGCUCAGUACAAACACGGUGUGUGUCACUGGACCUAAUGUGAAUUAUAUGAGAAAUAAUUAUGGUCCUGAUUCUGUGUCACAACUAACGUGGUGGGUGACGGAGUGCGGCUUCCCAGACGGCGGCAGUUUUAGCUUAAAGCAGUUAGAAUCGCUGAAAGGUAACCUGACCCAAAUGGAAAAAGAUAAUGUCAGGAAGAAGAAGAACAGGGUAGAAGUAAACUGGACAGCUUUUCACAUGUGGAAGUUAGAGGCUGAGAAAAGGUUGAGAAAAACACAAUCUACUCCAAAGAGAGUAUCAGUACAAAAUGUACAGAAUCCACAAUCAAGUACAAUAAGAAUCUCACAAAGUCUCCAGAGUCUUAAGUGCUUUUCAGAUGAUCCAGAACUGGAUGGACCGCCUCCUGGACCACGUCUGGGAGCGGCUGCGUCAUGUGGACAGGUGCGCACGGACACGGAGGAAGCUCGUGCGCGGCCGGAUGGAGACCCCAUGUUAGUACACCGUCCCUGGACACUAAAGGACAUUGAGCAUGCUCAUGAGCAAGUCCCUGACCCGAGAGAAGUCGGGGGGGAAACGUUUGGUGUGGAGCUGGAACGUUUUUGCAAAGUAUUUCUUCCUACCUCGCUUGAACUGAGGCGCCUGUUGGGAAGAAAACUAGCAACUGACAUAACGCGGAUUAAGUAUGAAUGGCCGGAUGAAAAUCUGUGCAUGAGACACCCAGAUCAUGAGAACGGGAGGAAUGCCACGUACACUAACUUUAUAACGGAAUUACGUGAAGCGUGUAGUGAGGCUUUUCCAGUGAAGAUGGAUAUGACAAAGAUUGCGCUGUGCAAACAGGAGGACGGCGAAACGGUUGCGCAAUAUCUCCAUCGCCUCACUGACGUACACAACGCGCACAGCGGCCUUACUGCCCCACAGGAUAUGAGUGAGGGGGCAGUGACAGCGUACGAGGCGCACUUGAGAAACAGUUUCAUGAAUGGACUGAUUCCAGGAAUAUCUGACAAGGUGAAAAACCUAUGCAUCACGUGGGACACUGGAAAGCUGAGCCUCAUCAUACAACACGCUCUGCAUGCGGAAAAACUGCUGGCGCAAAACAAGCAGGAGCAGGAAAAGAAGAAAGAAGCGCAAACACACAAAGUCCAGCUGACGAUUAUGCAAGCUGUAGCGAGGUCUCUAACACACCGAGGAAGAGGCAGAGGCAGAAGAGGAAGAGGCAGAAGAGGAAGAGGGGGAGACAGUGGAUGUUUUAUUUGCGGAGGACAAGAUCACUGGGCAAACGGAUGCCCCGAGAGAGGAAAAGUGCAUGAGCAUCAACAUCUCAGGUCGAGGAGGUCAGUCCUGAAGGAAUGGGACUUUCAUACCCAACUAUGCAGUCCUCGCGGCGCCCUUGAGCACAAUCUCUCAUGGGAAAGACCUACAGGCCCACCGUGCACUGACCUGGACACCAGACGCAGAGAAAGAUUAAAAAUGGCUCUACAAACCACCCCAACAUUAGGGAUUCCAGAUCCAAACAAAUUGUUUGUACAAACAGUUGAUGAGAAAAAUGGAGCCAGAGGAAAAACCAGCAACCGACAGCUGCUAAGAGGAACGAGAAGGAACAUCAGGGCACACGGUGACGUGCUAGUAACCUCUCCCGUGAGCUCCAACUGACUCUCUAUGACGUGUAAAGUGUCUGAGUCAGAAGAAACCCUGAUACAUAACAGCAGCCGACACUGAGAAGAAGCAGCGUCAUCUGAAAGAGUGACACACACACACACACACACACACACACACACACACACACACACACACACACACACACACA